Molecule: messenger RNA, 1185 nt
Organism: Cadophora gregata
Lineage: Eukaryota; Fungi; Ascomycota; Leotiomycetes; Helotiales; Ploettnerulaceae
Exons: 2
Coding region: 1-1185 (394 amino acids)
Biological process (GO): poly(A)+ mRNA export from nucleus
Cellular component (GO): nucleus
Source: RefSeq, a predicted model, not a curated record
AUGCGGGUUCGCGAGGAACAAAGAAGGCGAGUACUAUAUUUACAUAUCGCUUCAAAGAAUCGGAGAAUUAAGCCCGCUAGUGCCCGCAUCAUCCCUGCAAAUGCGACUCGACUUCAUCCCUGGCAAACAGCGCGUUCGAGAAAACACCACCAUCCUCGACGUCAACAUCAUCGCCGUCAUAUUACUUCAAUCUCAACAGCACCAAUCGCACAAUCGACUACAUCAAGGCGACCUAGCGAUCCUGCUGAACCUGACAGAAAGGAAAAUCACACAUAUACAGCUAUGGCAGACUACAGCGCCCAGAAGGUACCCGACCUCAAGAAGCUCCUGAGUGAGCGCGGUCUCGUCAUUUCUGGCAACAAGGCAGACCUCAUCGCGCGAUUGCAAGAGGAUGAUGCGAAGAAGAAUGGCGGUGCUACUGCUUCUGGCGCAGGAGAAGAUGAAAUCGACUGGGACGAGGACGAUCACAAACCCGCAGCUGAAGCUACAACAGCGCCAGCAGCUGCUGCGAUCGCAACUGGUGGAGUCGGGCAGGUGAAGACUCCAAUUGCGGUCCCAAACCAAAAGGCUGCGAUCGACCCAUCGACCACGAAUGACUUGAAAGUCAAGCAACCCGAACCAGCAAAGACCGAAAGUGCGCCUGCGCCAGCUGCAGAUGCUGAGGGAGAGAAGGAGGUAGAGGCGAAGCCAGAGGAGCCAAAGAAGGACUACACAAUCGGCCUAGGCUUGAGUGAAGCAGAGAAGGAAGCAGAGAAACGCGCCGCAAGAGCGAAGCGCUUCGCACGUCCAGAAGCGGCUGCGCCUACCAAGGAGAUGACAGAAGAGGAGAAGAAACUCGAGGAGCGCGCGAAGAAGUUCGGGACAGACAAGGUCAAGGAGAAAGAGGUCGUUGAGGAUAUCGUGAAGGGACUGAACAGUGCGCUGCCAGAGCGGAAGUUGAAGAGGGAUCGAGGAGGAGAAGGCGCGCAAGGUAGACAGGCCAAGCGACAGACACCGGACAGGAGGACGGAGGCUCCAAGACGAGGCGGUGGUGGCGGUGGGCAGGGUCAGAGAGGUGGUGGACGAGGUGGAGAGCGAAAGACUGGAGGUGCAGCUGCUGGGCAGGGCCUAAAGAAGAUCACCGAUGAUCCGGAGGAGAGAGCUAAGGCUGAGGCGCGGGCAAAGAGAUUUGCUGCUGCAAAGUGA